Messenger RNA from Paraphaeosphaeria sporulosa, 601 nucleotides. RefSeq lists its product as uncharacterized. The transcript is spliced from 2 exons. NCBI's taxonomy places the organism in Eukaryota, Fungi, Ascomycota, Dothideomycetes, Pleosporales, Didymosphaeriaceae. The record is from RefSeq and is a predicted model, not a curated record. The coding region runs from base 32 to 601 and encodes 189 amino acids.
CGAAGCCGCAACCGACCUUAUCGGGAAGAAAAUGCAUCCAACCAUGGCUGCCCUUCGGAUUGAUUCCUCUGAAAUACUCCCUGAAGAAGUGACAGAGCUUGCAGCUACGAGCAAUCACCGGGUAGAUGUUCUGGAACAAUCGAAGAGAAACAUUGACUCCAUGCCUGCUGAAGCAAUUUCAGAAGCAGCCAGCCCUCUAGAGGUGUUCGUUAAGGGUAACAAAUCCUCGGAGCAGUUUGAGAAGGGCCUUGCUGAUACUGCGUUGAAUGGUUCUAUCGACGGCAAUGACCGAAUCAAUGAGCUCAAAAAUGAGAUCCACCCUUUACUAGGCCGAGAUCGGUGGUCGGAUAGUGGCUUUUCGAAAAUUACCGCUGACAAGUGGGAGCAGCUCGAGCCAAGUGUUACACUCAAUCAAGGUUCGAACAUUACUACAGCUAAGAUUAGGAAAGAUUCAAGCACUGAGAGCAGCUAUUUGGACAUGACAUCCUCGGUUUCCGCCACAGAUGAUGUUGUGGAUCGAAUUUUGGACAAGAUAACUGAAAUGAUCAAGUCUAAGUUCAAACACUUAGAACAUGGUCACCCUGCAAAGUUCAGCAUCUAA